AUGUACAUUCGAAUUUUGGGUACUCGUGGCGGAGCUUCGCAGAGAUAUGGGACCUCGCUCACAGACAAGGUCAGCGAUACAAACACAAACAUCGCCAAGGUAGUUGAGCAGACCCAACAGCUAUCAAACUUCGAAGAAAUCGCCAAAAUGUCAAAAACAACGACGAAGAGCUGCAAUAUCCCCGCCACGCCAUCUCAUUGCCAAAACAUCAAUUUCAUCUCCUCCCAAUGGGCCGAGAUCGAAAAGCUACAGAACCUGACCGACGAAGAGCGUAGUGCCAAAAAGAAUGUUAAGAAAGUCGAAGUCUAUAAACCGGAAGAAACGGAAGAAAAGGAUGAUUUUCAGCAGUUUUGCUGGAAGAGCUUUGUUGCUGAUAAAAUGUACAAUGAGAUUAUGGACGAAAUAAAAUCAUAA
This is a messenger RNA of Oikopleura dioica, 414 nucleotides long. Lineage: Eukaryota; Metazoa; Chordata; Appendicularia; Copelata; Oikopleuridae. The record is from the annotation of a GenBank genome assembly.